Molecule: messenger RNA, 1538 nt
Organism: Gekko japonicus
Lineage: Eukaryota; Metazoa; Chordata; Lepidosauria; Squamata; Gekkonidae
Gene: AGXT2
Product: alanine--glyoxylate aminotransferase 2
Exons: 14
Coding region: 15-1367 (450 amino acids)
Biological process (GO): glyoxylate catabolic process
Cellular component (GO): mitochondrion
Molecular function (GO): L-alanine:glyoxylate transaminase activity; pyridoxal phosphate binding
Source: RefSeq, a predicted model, not a curated record
GCCUGCAUUCAACAAUGCCGCCUUGUGACUUUGUGCCUGAAAAGUAUGAGUCUUAUCCCUAUGAGCACGUGCUGAAGAUCCGUAGACAGUAUGUUUCCCCGUCCCUCAUACUCUAUUACAAGAGACCACUGAUGCUACACCAGGGGCACAUGCAGUGGCUGUUUGACCAUGAAGGCCGUAGGUACCUCGAUCUCUUUGCUGGGAUUGCCACUGUUGGUGUCGGCCAUUGCCACCCGAAAGUAACAGCAGCUGCCCAGAAACAACUUGGUCGCUUAUGGCACACAGCCAGUGUCUACAUGCAUCCAGCAAUUCAGGAAUACAUGGAGAAACUGACAUCGCGGCUUCCAGAUCCAUUAAAGAAGGUGAUUUAUACACGCAACUUUGACAUAAUUUGUUUCAGGGGAGGAUACCAUGGGGGCAGUCCUUCCACGAUGGGCCUGACAUCCAUUGGAAAUUACAAGCACGUUCUUCCUAAUGGCUCUGGCUGCCAAACAACAAUGUUACCGGAUGUUUUUAAUGGCCCCUGGGGUGGAAACCAGUGCCGAGAUUCUCCAGUACAAACAAUUCGGAAAUGCAGCUGUUCUCCAGGCUCUUGUCAUGCAAAGGACCAUUACAUCGAGCAGUUCAAAGACACCCUCGCCACUUGCGUGCCAAAGAAGAUUGCAGGAUUUAUUGCUGAGCCAAUUCAAGGUGUCAAUGGUGCAGUUCAGUAUCCCGUGGGAUUCCUAAAGGAGGCUUUUGAGCUAGUGCGUGAGAGGGGAGGCGUAUGCAUUGCAGACGAAGUUCAGACGGGCUUUGGUCGCACAGGCCGCCAUUUCUGGGGAUUCGAAGGACACGGUGUGGUGCCAGACAUUGUUACCGUGGCCAAAGCAAUUGGGAAUGGCUUCCCCAUGGCAGCGGUCAUCACUAAAGCAGAAAUUGCAAGUUCUUUGGCUCAAGGCUUGCCCUUUAACACAUUUGGCGGAAACCCCAUGGCCUGUGUUGUUGGAUCUGCAGUUCUGGAUGCAAUAGAGGAAGACGGCUUGCAGAAGAACUGUGAGGCGGUUGGGACCCACCUCCUGCUCGAGUUGGCCAAGCUCCGGGACGAGUUUGAAAUCAUCGGAGACGUUCGUGGCAAAGGGCUUAUGAUUGGGAUCCAGAUGGUCAAAGACAAGGAGAGUCGCCAGCCCCUCCCCGCUGAGGAGAUAAGUGAGAUCUUCGAGGACUGCAAAGACAUGGGGGUGCUCUUUGGGAAGGGAGGAAUUCAUUUUCAGACAUUUAGAAUUAAACCACCACUGUGCAUCACCAAGGAAGACGCAGACUUCGCAGUGGAAGUUUUUCACGCCGCUUUAACCAGACAUAAGGAGAGAACGGCGGCUGCAAAGUAGCAUGCCCUCGAUCGUGGAACUGCUGCAGCUGCUAUUCAACUGCUGCAGCUGCUUUUUCAUAGGUUCUGUAGUAAGGAAUUAUCCAGUUGCCAGGGGUAGUAUGAAACCGGACGACAGAGAAAGGGCAUUCAGGUGGCACGUGUCUGUAGACAAGCCAGAUUCCACAACCAG